Molecule: messenger RNA, 780 nt
Organism: Saccostrea echinata
Lineage: Eukaryota; Metazoa; Mollusca; Bivalvia; Ostreida; Ostreidae
Product: transmembrane emp24 domain-containing protein 5-like
Exons: 4
Coding region: 59-766 (235 amino acids)
Biological process (GO): Golgi organization; intracellular protein transport; endoplasmic reticulum to Golgi vesicle-mediated transport
Cellular component (GO): COPII-coated ER to Golgi transport vesicle; endoplasmic reticulum-Golgi intermediate compartment; Golgi apparatus
Source: RefSeq, a predicted model, not a curated record
GAGACCAGACAUUUGGUGUCUCCAGAAGUCUACUGAUAGUUAACCUUACCUGUAAAACAUGGCGACCUCCAUUACAUCUAUUUUAUUACUAUUUGUGAUUUCUUUAUUGGAUGAGAGAGUGUUUGUUUGCGGUAUUGAUGAAGGUGACUUCGAUUAUGAUGCCCUUCCUGGAACACAACAUGAAUUCAAGAUAGAAGUUAAAGCCGGUGAUGAGGACUGCUUUGCCCAGAAGGUGGCGCUAGGAGCAGUGUUUCACGUGCAGUAUGAGGUUUUGAGGGGCGGAGACAGAACUAUUCGAAUGAUAGUGAUUGACCCGAGCUUAAAAACAAUUCAGCACGAAGAUUCAAAAUCAGAGGGCUUCAUCAACCACAAAGCCACGAUGGAGGGGUACCACCACGUUUGUAUAGACAACACACACUCCAGAUUCUCCGGGAAGCUCGUGUACAUCCAUAUUGUAACUUAUAUAAUGGAGGAAUGGGCCAAAUAUAUGGAAGAAAUCCAGAGUGUCAGCCUCACCGUACAGAACUUUUCCAGGUCACUGACUGACGUGCAGACCUCUGUAGACACAGUCAGAUUCCACCAAUCGGAAAGCCGUAUGCACGUGGUGCGGGACUGGUAUUUAGCAAUAGGAAAUAACAAACACAUCAUGUACUGGUCCAUCUUCCAGAUCAGCAUCAUCAUGAUGACGUCAGUAUUUCAGAUUUUCUGUCUCCGGAGAUUAUUCAGCACCACAGCAGUGACACCGUCACAAAAACCCAGAGCCUAGCGACCUUAAAUUGG